CAUGAGCCGAAGAGGUUGCGUGUGAUCAGCCCCAGAGCAGCCACACGGACAGCCUUCUUGCAAGUAGAGAGAUCCUGCUGCAUUCGAUUCAAGAUGCCGUCUGCAAGCAAGCGCCAGCGGCUGGCAGCCACAGACCCGUUGCCGCCGCUGUCACGACCGUACCUCGCGUUGGGCUUGGAAGGCAGCGCCAACAAGCUUGGGUCCGGGAUCGUUCGUCACAAUCCAGACGGCAGCGUCGAUGUCCUCUCAAAUAUCCGGCAUACAUAUGUGACACCUCCGGGGCAGGGCUUCCAGCCCGGUGAUACAGCAAAGCAUCACAAGCAGUGGAUUCUGCAAGUCGUGCAGGAAAGCGUCAAGCGCGCUGACCUUAAAAAGGGCCUCGAAGAUGUCGAGUGCAUCUGCUUUACCAAAGGACCUGGCAUGGGAGCGCCUCUGCAAUCAGUGUCGCUCAUCGCCCGCACCUUGUCCCUGCUCUACAAGAAACCCCUCGUCGGCGUCAAUCACUGUGUCGGCCACAUCGAGAUGGGAAGGACGAUCACAGGCGCGCGCAAUCCCGUCGUGCUCUAUGUAUCCGGCGGAAACACACAAGUGAUCGCCUACUCCGCUCAGCGAUAUCGCAUCUUUGGUGAGACGCUGGACAUUGCUGUCGGUAACUGCUUGGACCGCUUCGCCCGCGUCAUCGGUCUGAGCAAUGAUCCCAGCCCCGGUCAAAACAUCGAGAUCGAAGCGAGGAAGGGGCGUAAACUUCUUCCGCUGCCGUACGCGACAAAGGGGAUGGAUGUCGCACUGGGCGGCAUCCUGACAUGCGUAGAGCAGUACACGCAUGACAAGCGAUUCCGCGCAAACAGCGCUCGUUCACAAGCUGCUGACAGCGCAGCCGCAGUGGGGAGCUUGGCAAAUGGCCCGACGCUCAGCGCUGACGGCAGGCACGUUGGCGGGCACUCAUCACCUAUGCCUGCUGCUGCUUCUCCUUUCGCCGACUUGCAGGCAGAUGUGAUCACGCCAGCAGACCUCUGCUUCUCACUACAGGAGACCGUCUUUGCGAUGCUCGUCGAAAUCACAGAGCGCGCUAUGGCGCAUAUUGGCUCACGCGAAGUGCUGAUAGUCGGCGGUGUCGGCUCGAAUGCUCGGCUUCAAGAGAUGAUGGGCAUCAUGGCGUACGAACGCGGCGGCAAGGUCUUUGCCACAGAUGAACGCUUCUGCAUCGACAAUGGCAUCAUGAUCGCGCAUGCGGGCCUGCUGGCACAUCGGAUGGGCCAAGUGACCGAACUGGCGAAGAGCACAACCACGCAGCGCUUCCGAACCGAUGUACCGUUGAUCUCUUGGCGCGCAUAGUUCGUCUUACAAUGUUGGGUAUUCCAAGUGUAUUGCUACAUGUUGUACUGCUACAGUGUCUUG
Tilletiaria anomala UBC 951 is the source of this 1398-nucleotide messenger RNA. Its product is annotated as peptidase M22, glycoprotease. The coding region runs from base 94 to 1335 and encodes 413 amino acids. Gene Ontology annotation, biological process: tRNA threonylcarbamoyladenosine modification. Lineage: Eukaryota; Fungi; Basidiomycota; Exobasidiomycetes; Georgefischeriales; Tilletiariaceae. The record is from RefSeq and is a predicted model, not a curated record. The transcript is spliced from 3 exons. Gene Ontology annotation, cellular component: EKC/KEOPS complex; cytoplasm.